Molecule: messenger RNA, 201 nt
Organism: Colletotrichum truncatum
Lineage: Eukaryota; Fungi; Ascomycota; Sordariomycetes; Glomerellales; Glomerellaceae
Source: RefSeq, a predicted model, not a curated record
AUGCAGGUGGUUUCCUGCGGUCAGCAGCCGGACGCGGGGCGAAAAAAGGGUGGUGGUUGUGGUGGUGGUGUGAGCUGGGCGGGAAACGAGAGGAAGAAGGAUGCCGAGCCUGAGGACCCUGAAGACGAAGAUGGCGGCGGUGGCUGCUACUUCCUGCUGUUGUUGCCGCAACGAACAGGGGUUAAAGUGGAUACACCAUAG